GUUGUUUUUGUCCAACAUAACAGCUUGCCUGUUGCAUGAACCUAAGCUCUUCCACUGCGCAUCUGUCCACCCGUUGCUGGUCUCCCCCCAUCUGUCCGCUUUUGCUGUCCCCCUUGCUCCAUGCACAGCACGAAUGCCGGAUGCCAGCUCAGCACAUUAGCAUUCCUGGACUGCACCUGUUAUUCCAAGCUGCCCGAACGUAGAAGCCGCUUGCUUCAGCCUUUUGCCGGUUAGGGUUAGUGAGUUACCGUGUUUAUUCACCAGCCGUCCCGGUUUCGGUGUCUUUAAUCACUUCCAGUGCUACGCAAUUUGGAAGGUAGGAUCGCGUUUCCGAGUGAUCAGACCCUCUAGAUCCUCCCUCUUUUUCCCCUAACGGGAUUUGUACUUUUCAGCAUUUUGGUUGGACCGAUUCACCAUCGAAGUUUUUCCGUCAGCAACUAGCUUGCGACCUGCCUGCCUUUCUGUGUGCCUGCGCGCAUCCUAGAACGGACAAUUAUUGAGUCGACCCAAAGAUCACCUCUGUGCGUGCGUGCCUCCGAGAACGGACGAUUAGUCAAGCCUGCUUCCGCUCGCCUUUUCGUCAUCGCAAUCCGUCCCCUCAUCGCGGUGUUUACCACGUCGCACUCCAGGAAUCAACACAGCUGUUGCGCUUAGCUAAACGUCAGUCGCCGCACUUAUCGCCAGCAUACCCGUCAGAACUCUCUCGCUGACGCACGUUUCGUCUAAGGCUCGUUCCACAACGCCCUUAAUUACCUCAAUAACAGCCUUCGUUUGCUCUCAGAACGCUCCUCCUCGACGUUCUUAGCCAUGCGAAACCCUAAUCGCUUGCGGCCUAUCUGACCGUCAAGCUGGCGUCUCCGCGCUUCCCGGAUCAUGAGUCCGGGCUUGCCGCUUGCUGAUCCGCACGGCAGCGGCGGCGGCGGCCUUGGAGGCGGCGGACCAGGUACCGCAACUCCCGGCGCGAUUCCCAGCGCAAUUUCCGGCGCCGGAAACGGCGGUUUUGGCUCGGAAGCGGGCGCUCUGGAGCAGCACGACGGGAAUCAAGCAGCGGCUGCGGCGGCUGCGGCUGCGGCUGCUGCUGCUGCUGCUGCGGCGGCGGCGGCUGCUGGUGGAUGGAUGUUGCUCCCGCCAGCCGGCUCUCUCCAUAAUCACGCCGCGCUAUUAUCACCAGCUGCAGCGUCCGUGCAGCACAACCACCUGCUCGCUUCGUUAAAAUCAAUCGCGGGUAUUCCAGGAUUUUCGCCAGUCAGCGCAUCUCAGCCGUCCAUCUCCCUAUCGCACGGCCACGUGCCGUUCGCGUCUCCUUACCCAGGCAAUUCUGCGGCUCUGAUCCCGUUUCUCCCCCCUGGUGCCCAUCAUCCAAUCAGCAGCCUCCACAUCAGCGGCGCCGCACCAGGGUUGAAUCCUAGCACAUUAGGUAACCCGCUAUUCGCAUCUUUAGGAGGCUCUGGCGCCGCGUCCCCGUCCGGCUCGGCUUUAAUCCCCAUGCAAGCCCCUGUCAUGCCCACGCACCCCGGCUUCCCAACCAACGGUUUCGUCUCGUCUCAUUUCGACCCUGCAGCCGCCGCUGCCGCCGCCGCAGCCGCCGCCGCCGCCGCUGCUGCAGCCGCGACAUACCCGCAGCCGGUUUCCGCAUCUCUCCCCGUCGCGGGGGGCGUUUCCGCCGCCGCCGCAAACGGCGCGGGCGGUUUGAUCCCCGCUGCUGCCAUCCCCGCUUCCGCCGCCUCCGCUUCCGCCGUCGCCGCCGCCGCAGCAGCAGCAGCGGGGCGGCUCAGUGCCGUCAAGGACCCGCUCGGCUAUGCUGCUAUGCUCAGGUCGCGUGGGAAAGUAAACGAGGCGCUCGCUAUAUACGAGGCGAUUAUAGCGGAGAGAUUAGGAGCAGCUGUGACUAUGACGAGGGGAAAUGGAACGGGUAGUGGCGUGGGGGCGAUAGGAGGGGUAGCGGGCGCGGGGGGAGGGGGAGGGGGAGCGGGAGGGGCGGGCGCCGGGGGGGCCGCGGCAGCAGCAACGGCGGAAGCGCUGGUGGGGAAGGGGCAGUGUCUGCAGGCGCAGGGGAAGCUGAGCGCGGCUUUUGAGGCGUACGUGUCCGCGCUACAGCUGAACCCGACGCAUGCUGUAGCGCUGACGCAGUGCGGAGUGCUGUAUAAAGAGGAGGGGCACUUGCUAGAGGCGAUCGAGGCGUACAGGAAGGCACUAGAGGCGGACCCAGGGUGCAAAGAAGCCCAAGAGCAGCUGGCCGUGGUGCUGACUGACUUGGGCACGCGGCUGAAGCUGGGGGGGUCGGUGCAGGAGGGGAUUGCCAAGUACUACGAGGCCAUUGCCGCAGACCAGAGAUACGCGCCCGCCUACUACAACCUGGGAGUGGUCUACUCGGAGAUGGGGCAGUAUGAAGCAGCCCUGCAGUUCUAUGACAAGGCCGUGGCCUUGAGGCCGCUGUAUGCAGAGGCGCAUUGCAACAUGGGGGUAAUAUACAAGAACUGCGGGGAUCUGCACUCUGCCAUUGCGUGCUACGAACGGUGUCUAGCUGUGGCUCCCAACUUCACCAUUGCGCGCAACAACAUGGCCAUUGCGCUCACGGACCUGGGCACCAAGGUGAAGCUAGAGGGAGACAUCUCGGCAGGCGUGGCGCACUACAAGCGCGCACUGCUGUUCAACUCGCACUAUGCCGAUGCCAUGUACAACCUGGGGGUGGCGUAUGGGGAGAUGCUCAAGUUUGACAUGGCGGUGGUGAUGUAUGAACUAGCUCUUCACUUCAACCCGCAGUGCGCCGAGGCGUGCAACAACCUGGGCGUGAUCUACAAGGACAGGGACAACCUCGACAAGGCGGUGGAGUGCUACCAGAAGGCGCUCCGCAUCAAGCCCAGCUUCUCGCAGUCGCUCAACAAUUUGGGAGUGGUGUACACUGUGCAGGGCAAGAUGGACCUAGCGCUCAACAUGAUUCAGGCUGCCAUUCUCGCCAACCCUGCAUAUGCCGAGGCGUACAACAACCUGGGCGUGCUGCACAGAGACGCGGGCAACAUCCCAGCGGCCAUAGAGGCCUACCAGCAGUGCCUUGCCAUCGACCCCGACUCGAGAAAUGCCGGGCAGAACCGUCUGCUGGCAAUGAAUUACAUUCACGAGGGGCUGGAUGACUCUCUGUUCGUGGCUCACCGUGAUUGGGGCGAGCGCUUCUCGCGCCUCUUCCCGCGCUUCUCCUCGUGGCCCAACUCGUGCCGCCCGGAGCGGCGCCUGGUGGUGGGGUACAUCUCGCCGGACUACUUCACCCACUCCGUGUCAUAUUUCAUCGAAGCGCCCCUCACCUACCACGAUCCCAAUGUGGUCAAAGUGGUGGUCUACUCUGCGGUGGUCAAGGCUGAUGGGAAAACAAGCCGCUUCAAGGAGAUGGUGCAGAGUAAGGGCGGGGUGUGGCGGGACAUAUUCGGCGUGGACGAGAGGCGGGUGGCGGCGAUGGUGCGGGAGGACGGGGUGGACAUACUGGUGGAGCUCACAGGCCACACGGCCAACAACCGGCUGGGCGUGAUGGCGUGCAAAGCUGCGCCCAUUCAGGCGACGUGGAUCGGAUACCCCAACACCACGGGGCUAAGGGCGAUUGACUACCGGGUCACCGACGCUCUGGCUGACCCUCCGAGCAACAAGCAGAGGCAUGUGGAGGAGUUGGUACGCCUUCCAGGAUGCUUCCUCUGCUACACACCCUCGUCCGAAGCCGGCCCUGUGUGCCCCUCACCCGCCGUGGCCAAUGGCUUCGUGACAUUUGGCAGCUUCAACAACCUGGCGAAGAUAACACCCGCGGUAGUCCGGUUGUGGGCUCGCAUCCUUCUCGCCGUCCCCGGCUCUCGGUUAAUGCUCAAGUGCAAGCCGUUCACAUGCGCGUCCAUCAGCCAGCAGCUGAUGGCGCAGCUAGAAGCCCAGGGCGUGAGCCCCCUGCGCGUGGACCUACUGCCGCUGGUGCUGCUGAACCACGACCACAUGCAGAGCUACGCGCUCAUGGACAUCAGCCUGGACACCUUCCCCUAUGCGGGGACUACAACAACCUGUGAAUCGCUCUUUAUGGGGGUCCCCUGUGUCACGAUGGGGGGAAGGGUGCACGCGAACAACGUGGGCGUGUCUCUUCUGACAAACAUGGGUCUGCCCAACCUGGUGGCUCGGAACGAGGACGAGUAUGUAGCCAUAGCCACGCAGCUGGCCUCAGACAUCCCUCAGCUGGCCUCGCUCCGCGCCUCCAUGCGACCCCGCAUGCUCUCGUCCCGCCUCUGCGACGGGCCGGCUUUCACACGCGACCUUGAGGCCACCUACCGCUCGCUCUGGCGCCGCCACUGCCUCGACCACGCCAGUUCGUCCCCUGCUGCUGCUGAGGCUCGGACUCGCGGUGCUGCUGGUGCUGCUGGUGCUGGUGGGAGUGCUGCUGCUGGUGCUGCUGCUGCUGCUGGGGUUGAUGGUGGUGGUGGUAGUGGUGGAGUUGGGGUUACUGGUGUUGCUUCUGUUGAUGCUGCUUCUGGUGGUGCUGGUGCUGCCGCUGGUGCUGAUGUUGAUGGUGCGGCUGGUGCUGGCCCUUCUGGUGGUGGUGGUGCUGCUGCUGGCGGUAGCCUAAGGGAAGGUGUGGCAAGGGGACUGGGAGGGAGCAGGGGUGAAGCGAGGGACAGCAAAGGAGGGAGGGCAGGCAGUAAAAAGCAAGGGGAGGGGGGGAUAAUGGUGGGCGCAGCAGGGGAAGGGGAGCUGAGGAAGGGAGGGAAGUCAGCAGCAGGAGGUGGGAAAGCAGCAGCAGGAGGAGGAGGGGGAGGGGUAGGGGGAGGGUGCACGAGGACAGCAGAGGGGGUAUCUGAAGCGAUGGCCACAGUCGGGUCAAGAGAAGCUCCCGUGGAAGACAGCAGGGGCGGGGGCAGCAGCAGCAGACGGGGCGAGGGUGCGCCUGGCCUGGACCGACCAGGGGGCAGUGAAGGCCCGGCAGCAGUAUCAACAGCGGACGGGGGUUCUGACAGUGGCGGCAAUGGUAACCGCCACACCGCUGCUGGGACGGACACUCUGAGUGCCGGCCUCAGGUAGGCUGAGGCGCCUCUGGGCGCCCCGAGUGCUGGCGUUGGAUAGAAUGACGCUCCUCGAGAGUGUUGGCAGGCAGGGGUACUGGCUGGCAGGGGCAGCAACCGAAACUGUUCACCGCUGCUGCUGGGACGGACACUCGGAGUGCCAGACUCAGGUAGGGUGAGGCGGCUCAGGGCGCCCUGAGUGCUGACUUGGGUGGCAGCAGAAGGGGCGCAGGCAGCCGUCUCCAGUGAAGGGGGUUUGACCGUGUGACUCAUAGUGUAGCUGCUUAGGAGAGGGAUGGUGAAUGUGAAGGGAAGGACAGAGAUGGCGAGGAUGUGAAGUCACUCGCAUGGAGUGUGCGGAUGCAGGUUCAGCUGCAACACACAGGCGGUGGCUUGUAGUGAGGGAGGUGUGACUGUGUGACUCAGAGUCCGUCGCCCUGCUUGUGAGAGGGGUGUGGCUGCAACACACAGGCAGCGGUUUCCUCUCAUAGGGGACUAUUCAGGGAUGUUCCCCUGGUGCUUGUUGCUUGUAGUUUACACACAUUGCUUUUAGUGAAUGAGGGGGUGUUGGGGGUGGGGGAGAGGAGGGUGGUAGGAGGGGGAAGGGGUUGGGGGAGGGGAGGGGAGGACGGAGGAAUCAACCCGGGGAGGAUUCACACUUCUAUGGGAAUUGCUGCUUGGCGUGCAUCUCACUUCAGAAGCUCAGAACAGGAUAGUAGCUUUGCAGGCUGGGCCGAGCCAUGGCUUCGGAAACAACUUGAAGAGGGAUAGGAUGGAUGCAGGGUUAGUUUAGAUGGUGGGCACUCAGCCCCAGUAAAAGGGUUGGUGCGAGGAGUGAACAUGUUGCUUUGUCCAGGGAAGGAGUGUCAUAUAUCAAGAAGUUUUGUGAGUGCAUGAAGCGAUCCAAUAUGGACCGUAGGAUGUACAGGAUUGAACUGCAGUAAUGCGCUUUGCGGAAGCGAUUGAUUG
Closterium sp. NIES-67 is the source of this 5990-nucleotide messenger RNA. NCBI's taxonomy places the organism in Eukaryota, Viridiplantae, Streptophyta, Zygnematophyceae, Desmidiales, Closteriaceae. The record is from the annotation of a GenBank genome assembly.